Messenger RNA from Musa acuminata subsp. malaccensis (wild Malaysian banana), 714 nucleotides. Its product is annotated as protein TIFY 3. Lineage: Eukaryota; Viridiplantae; Streptophyta; Magnoliopsida; Zingiberales; Musaceae. Gene Ontology annotation, biological process: regulation of jasmonic acid mediated signaling pathway; response to wounding; regulation of defense response. Gene Ontology annotation, cellular component: nucleus. The record is from RefSeq and is a predicted model, not a curated record.
CCUAUCGUCGUGCGAUUAGUCGAAUCGUGAUCGUCUUCUUUUAUCGUUUCUUCCGACCCGUUACCUUUGUCCUCUGCUAUUACGAUCUCGGCGCCUGCGAGGUCGGGAGAGAAAGCAAGGAGGAGGAAGAAGCAUGGCGAAUCCUCUGCAGGCGCACGUCACAGACGAGACCGACGCGGAGAACACGGAAGUGAAAUCCUCGGAGUGUAACAGCGGCAGGAUAUCGCCUCCGCGGAUGCCGCAACCAACGCAGCUCACCAUCUUCUACAAUGGAGCCGACAGUGUCUACAAUGGAGUUCCUCCCGAAAAGGCGCAGGCAAUACUGCUCAUUGCUGCUGCUGCAACGGCAGCGUCUAGGGCUGCGAAUAAGGUCGGUCCGACUGCUGCGGCGGCAGGUUUGCCGGCACUCACAAGAUCUCUGUCGCUGCAGAGCUCCAAUGCGGGCAUGCGAAAGAUCAUAGUCCCGCGUGCCCAGAUUUUUCUCGGUGUCAGCAGCCCCCUCUGCAAGCAGCAAGCUGAGCUCCCCAUGGCAAGAAGGCACUCGCUUCAGUGUUUCUUGGAGAAACGCCGCAACAGGUUGGCAGGCAAGGCACCAUAUGCUUCAGUGAAACCACCAGAUGACAUAGAAAUGACUUACGAGCAAAAGCUUGGUUACAACUGUCACUGAGCUUCGACUUUGACAACUUCAACCUACUAAGAUUAAUAGCUAUGACC